AUGGACAGGCUCACCACCAUCCUCCAAGAGCACGUUGCUCAAGGAGACGACACGUCCAACAAGCUCCUCGGGGCCUCCUUCAUAGCAGUCAACCCCACAGGCGUCGUCUACUCUGGCGCUGCAGGCCGCAUCGACUUCGACACCGGCUCGAAACUGUUCCAGACUGAUUCCUUCACCUGGGUUGCGUCCUUGACCAAGAUUGUUACUACUACCAGCCUCAUGCAAAUUAUCGAGCGUGGCCUCGUUGGACUGGAUGAUGAUGUGCGACCACUUGUCCCUGAGCUGGCGGCCAUGCAGAUUCUCCGCGGCUUUGAUGCCGACGACAAACCCAUCCUAGAAGACAACGCCAGGCCCAUCACCCUCCGGAUCCUCCUCACGCACACUCUCGGCCUGGCGUACGACAUUAUCGACCCAGACCUCGUCAAAUGGUCCAAAUACACGGGCCGCACAGCCACCAACCUCGACUGGAGCCGCGAUGGCUUCAACACACCCCUCAAGUUUUCCCCCGGCGAGGGAUGGCUAUACGGCGCCGCGAUGGACUGGGCCGGCCAGGUGCUUGAAAAGAUCACAGGCCGCACACUGAGCGAGUACACGCAGGAAUACAUCUUUGACCCCCUGGACAUGAAAGACACCGGCUUCUGGCCUGGGAAACUUCCCCAGACGCAAGACCGUACGGUAGCAUGCACAUACCGCGAGGGCGAGAAGCUGAAACCGGGUCCUCUCCCCGUGCCCAAGGAGCACGAGAUGGAGAGCGGCGGCGCAGGCAUCUUCUCGACGGCGCACGACUACGGGCUCUUCAUGUGCGGGCUGCUGCAGGGCAAACUCGUCAGCGAGGCCAUGCUGCAAACCAUGUUUACGCCGCAGCUCAACGACAUCCAGAGCACCAUGCUCGAGACGAUCGCAUACAGCCACGGCGGUCGGGGCGCACUCGUGCCGGAGUUCCCCGUCGGUCUCAAGCUCAACCACGGGCUCGGCGGCGUCAUGAACGUCGAGGACGUGCCGGGGAAGCGCCGCAGGGGGAGCCUCAUGUGGAGCGGCAUGUGCAACAGCCGCUGGUGGAUCGAUCGGGAGACGGGUGUUGCGGGCGUCUUGAUUGUCAACGUGCAGCCGCAUGGUGAUCCGGUCGUCAAGAGCUUGUAUAACGAGCUCGAGCGGGCAGUCUACGACGUCGUCGGGAAGCAGUAG
This is a messenger RNA of Ilyonectria robusta, 1185 nucleotides long. Its product is annotated as beta-lactamase/transpeptidase-like protein. NCBI's taxonomy places the organism in Eukaryota, Fungi, Ascomycota, Sordariomycetes, Hypocreales, Nectriaceae. The coding region runs from base 1 to 1185 and encodes 394 amino acids. The record is from RefSeq and is a predicted model, not a curated record. The transcript is spliced from 4 exons.